This is a messenger RNA of Ophidiomyces ophidiicola, 2703 nucleotides long. It is a transcript of the gene RPN1, whose product is annotated as proteasome regulatory particle base subunit. Gene Ontology annotation, molecular function: enzyme regulator activity. The record is from RefSeq and is a predicted model, not a curated record. Gene Ontology annotation, biological process: regulation of protein catabolic process; proteasome-mediated ubiquitin-dependent protein catabolic process. Gene Ontology annotation, cellular component: proteasome complex; proteasome storage granule; nucleus. The transcript has 5 exons. NCBI's taxonomy places the organism in Eukaryota, Fungi, Ascomycota, Eurotiomycetes, Onygenales, Onygenaceae. The coding region runs from base 1 to 2703 and encodes 900 amino acids.
AUGGCAAAAGAAGGCCAGUCUAGCGCGCCAGACAAGGGCAAGGGAAAAGUGGACGAUUUACGAGAUGUUCAAGAAGAGAAGAAGGAUAUGAAAGAUGCGAAGACGACGAUAAAUGGUAAAAAGGAAGAGGUACCCAAAGAAGAAGAGCUCAAUGAAGAGGACCAACAGUUAAAGGAAAAACUAGAGAUGCUUGUAGAGAGACUACAGGAGCCGAAUACCUCAUUAUACAAACAAGCGUUGGAGACUAUCAAAGAACUAAUCAAGACAUCCACAUCAUCAAUGACAGCUGUACCAAAACCAUUGAAGUUUUUAAGACCGCAUUAUGAUGGGCUCGCAUCCCAGUAUGAGCAAUGGCCAAGUGGCGAUGAUAAGGAUUCUCUUGCGGAUAUGCUUUCGGUAUUGGGCAUGACCUAUGGCGACGAAGAAAAGUUCGAAACCCUCAAGUACCGCCUUCUUUCACGAUCGGACGACCUUGGCUCUUGGGGCCAUGAGUAUAUCAGGCAUCUUGCGUUGGAAAUUGGCCAGGAAUACCAAAAUAGGAUAACAGACGAAAAGGAUGUGCAAGAUUUGGUUGACCUUGCUCUGUCGCUGGUUCCCUACUUUCUUAGACACAACGCCGAAGCAGAUGCUGUCGACCUUCUAAGUGAGCUCGAAAUGAUCGAGGAGAUAUCUAAAUUCGUCGACGAAAAUACAUACCCUAGAGUAUGUCUCUAUAUGGCUAGUAUGGUGAAUCUUCUUACAUACCCAGAAGAUCACCAGUUCUUGCGAACAGCACAUGAUAUUUACAUGAGGUACAACAAAUUUACUCAGGCCAUUGUCAUUGCCAUUCGGCUGAAUGACCUCGAUCUAAUAUUGAGUGAUUUCAAUGCAACAACAGACAAAUCUGUUAGGCGACAGAUGGCCUUUUUAGUUGCCCGUCAGCAGAUCUGGCUAGAUAUAGAAGAUGAAUCCGACCCAGAACUCGCCGAAUGUCUUAAUAACUCCCAGCUUUCCGCCCACUUUCGCACUGUUGCUAAAGAGCUUAACAUACUUGAUCCAAAGAUGCCUGCAGAUAUCUACAAGUGUCAUCUUGACGCUAACCGUGCAGCAGGCCUUACAAAUGUUGACUCUGCGAGACACAACCUGAGUAGUGCAUUUGUGAAUGCUUUUACAAAUGCAGGCUUUUCUAACGAUAAGAUGAUGUUAGUUGACGGUGAUAAAGGACCAUGGGUAUGGAAAACGAAGGAUGAUGGCAUGAUGUCAACAACAGCUUCCAUGGGAAUGCUCCUUCAAUGGAACGUAGAUGAAGGCUUGGAUAAGAUUGACAGGUUCACCUACCUGGAAGAGUAUCAAAUCAAAGCUGGAGCUCUACUCGCAAUUGGCAUACUUAAUUCCGGUGUAAGGCUCGAUUCGGAUCCUGCGCUUGCCCUGCUAGGUGACUCGGAUAACUUGGCAAGUAAAAACACCAUGAUGCGCGUGGCGUCGAUAAUGGGCCUGGGACUUUCAUAUGCUGGAUCAUGCCGGGAGGAUCUCCUGGAUCUUCUUUUGCCUAUUGUUGAGGAUGCUUCACUACCAAUGCAGAUUUCGGCAAUGGCUGCAGUGUCGUUGGGGUUGGUUUUCGUCGGCUCGUCUAAUCAUCAAGUUAGCGAGGCUAUUGCUACGACCUUAUUAGAUGAAGAGAGGCAACCCCAACUAAAAGAUAAAUGGACAAGAUUUAUGGCGCUGGGCCUUGCAUUACUCUAUUUCGGGAGACAGGAAGAAGUUGAGGUUAUUCUCGACAUCCUAAAGGCAAUUGACCACCCAAUGGCCAAACCAACGUCUGUGUUAGCUUCUGUGUGCGCCUGGGCUGGAACUGGUACAGUCUUAAAACUUCAAGAACUCCUCCAUAUUUGCAACGAGCAUAUUGAUGAUAAGGAGGAGAAGAAAGGAGAGGAGCUUGUCCAAUCUUACGCUGUACUUGGUUUGUCGCUCAUUGCCAUGGGAGAAGAUAUCGGGCAAGAAAUGGUUCUCCGACAAUUUGGACACCUAAUGCACUAUGGUGCUGCGAACAUCCGAAAGGCUGUACCUCUUGCCAUGGGUCUCAUCAGCGCAAGUAACCCCCAAAUGGGCGUUUAUGAUACUCUUUCACGAUAUACCCAUGAUAAUGACAACGAUGUCGCUGUUAAUGCUAUUUUCGCAAUGGGCCUUCUUGGGGCCGGCACCAACAACGCUAGACUGGCGCAGCUACUUCGGCAACUUGCAAGCUACUACCAUAGAGACCAGGGCUCACUAUUCAUGGUCCGAAUCGCCCAAGGCCUCCUUCACAUGGGGAAAGGCAGUCUUACAGUCAACCCAUUCCACACUGAUCGUCAGGUACUAUCAAGGGUUGCUGCUGCUGGCCUGCUCACCGUAUUGGUCGCCAUGAUAGAUGCCAAAGAUUUUGUUCUUGCGGAUUCUCAUUAUCUCCUCUACUAUCUCGUCACCGCGCUAUACCCCCGCUUUUUGGUUACACUUGAUGAAGAUCUGCAGCCCCUCAAGGUGAAUGUUCGUGUUGGUCAGGCUGUGGAUGUGGUCGGCCAAGCUGGUCGACCAAAAACCAUUACUGGGUGGCAAACGCAAAGUACGCCCGUAUUACUGUCAUACGGGGAAAGAGCCGAACUUGAAGACGAGGAAUAUAUCAGUCUCAGCAAUACUCUUGAAGGACUUGUGAUUUUGCGAAAGAAUCCGGAAUGGCAGGGCUCAUGA